AUGCCCAAACACACAGACAUAGAAGAAAUCUACGACGAAGCGGUGGACAUUGAAGAUAAGGCUGAGAGAUUGGGAUACGACGUGAAAGUUGUUGCGAGAUACGAGAAGGCCUUGUCGCUCUAUGCGGCGGUACUUGAGAGUGAGCAGGGCAGUCACUACGACGCACUCUACAACUCUGCUCGCCUACGUCUAGAGAUUGGUGGCGGCUAUAAGCAUCCUCCGGACGCGUUUGUCUAUCUGCAAGAGGCGUAUCGUUUGUUCAUCAGCGCGGCGGAGGUCGCUGGUCGAUUCAACCCACCCAACCAAAUCGGCAGGUUUGACGCUCUCUACAACGCAAUUCAGUCUGCUGUAUCUGUUGGUGAACUGCAUGCUGAUUUGGGGGCGGAUCGUGACGCUGCUGAUGCCUUCUCCCAUUGCGUCGAUUUGUUGCGCGGUUUAGUGGCAGAACAGAAGUCUUUUGUGGGUGCGGACAGUGGUGGUUAUGCUGCUGCUGCUGCUAUGGAUGUUGGCGGCGGCGCCUCACUCUCACUCUCCCUCCCACCCUAUCAAAUCGUGCAGAAUAUCAAAAUUCUCGUUGAUGUGCUGCUCAAAUUGCAGGAUGUGGUCGAUGUCGAUGAUGGCACUAGCACAAACACUGAUCACACUCUGGCACACGCGCAGAUGGCCCUCAACGAGGCACUCACCCUCAACAACGCAGUCGAUGAGCAGUUCAAGGAGACAGACACGCUUCUCCUCCUACAGGCCAAAAUACACCUAGGAGAGUUGCAGAUGCAAAUACAAUCGCAAUCACAACCACAACCGCAAUUUCAAUCACAGGCUCAAACAAUAGUGGCUGAGUUUAGACACGUGCUCGAGUUGCGCAGCGGGAGAAGAGAUAGCGGGGCAGUAGAAGCACACUGCGAGCUGGCAGAGGUGUUGGUAGAAGUGGCUAAGAGUGGCGUCUCAGGCGUCUCCAGCUGGGAAUUGCUAUGUGAGGCGCAGUCCCUCUUCAAGGCAGCACUCGAGAUGGAAAUAGCACUUAAAUCCAUCGGCAGUAUCGAUCCUCAGUCACUCGCUAACCAAAUUAAGAUCCUUAUGGCUGUCGCGGGUGCGUCGACACUGAGAGCUCUGCUCGUUGGCAGCGGGAAUGUAAACUAUACCACACUAAUCAAUAACAGUCAGGUAUUCCUCAAGAGAGCGGUGGAAAUCACUCAGCCUGUCCAAGUUAAACAUCCUAAUUGGCAGGUGGAGGAUGCUAAGUAUGAGGCUAUGGUGAGGAUUAUCCAUGAGCGAAUCAAGUACAGCGGUGAGAGUAUCGACUCCCAGGGACAUUUAUUGGGAUUGCUUGCGAGUCAUGGCGUUGAUUUGGAGGUUUAUAAGAGAAGACUCGACUGA
Molecule: messenger RNA, 1374 nt
Organism: Wallemia ichthyophaga EXF-994
Lineage: Eukaryota; Fungi; Basidiomycota; Wallemiomycetes; Wallemiales; Wallemiaceae
Exons: 1
Coding region: 1-1374 (457 amino acids)
Source: RefSeq, a predicted model, not a curated record